CGAGGUCACCGUCUGUAUGGCCGCUACUGGCUCUGGGAAGACCACUCAGAUUCCACAACUCAUCCUGGAUGAUUACAUCGACAGAGGGGAAGGGGCGAAAUGUAACAUCAUCUGUACCCAGCCCCGCCGUCUUGCUGCGAUCAGUGUUGCUGAACGUGUAGCCAAAGAACGCGGAGAAAUCACUGGGAAGGGGUCUGUUGGAUACCAGGUCCGGUUUGAGGCAAAGCUACCUGAGGAUCAUGGUUCUAUCACUUUCUGCACUACAGGCAUCUUCUUGAGACGGAUGCAGACGGCUUUGCUUGAAGGCGGAAUGUCAGGCGGUGUAAACCUGGAUGAUGUGACCCAUGUGGUGGUAGACGAGGUGCACGAGCGGGAUGUCGAUACAGACCUCCUACUGGUCGUCCUUAAACGCUUGCUGGCCGACCGGAAGGCGAGGGGAAAACCGAUCAAAGUGGUGCUCAUGAGCGCUACUAUUGACCCCACUCUUUUCCAGAAAUAUUUCCCAGAUGACAAUGGGCUUCCAGCAGGCGUAAUCGACAUACCUGGUCGCUCCUUCCCUGUUCAAAAGCACUACCUUAACGAUUUUGUGCAAGAAUUGGCCGCGGACCCGAGCACGAAGGCGGUCUUCUCCGACGACUCUGUGUCCAGAUAUCUACAGCAAGAGUUGGGCGAUGAAUAUGCAGCUUUAGUAGGUGAUCGUUGGAGAGGAAACCGUGACAUUGACAUCACGAAGGAUCAAGACUUGGAGCUACCUUAUCUGUUCAUCGCCCUGACGAUCACUCACAUCAUAAAGCAGUCCAGCGACGGGCAUGUUCUUGUGUUUUUGCCAGGAUGGGACGAGAUUCAGGCUGUCCAACGUGUCCUUUACGAGCGGCCUCUCGGGCUCAAUAUCAAAGAUUCUAGUAAAUUUGCUCUCCACCUGCUACACUCCACAAUCCCUCUCGCUGAACAACAAGCGAUCUUCGAACCUCCGCCCGCAGGCGUCCGCCGUAUCAUACUUUCCACGAACAUUGCCGAAACAUCUGUGACCAUUCCGGACGUUGUAUAUGUUGUCGACACGGGCAAGAUUAAAGAGCAGAGGUAUGAUCCUCAGCGCCACAUGUCUUCUCUCGUCUCCGCCUGGGUUGGUACGUCGAAUCUCAAUCAGCGCGCAGGGCGUGCCGGACGACACCGGUCUGGAGAGUACUACGGCAUUUUGGGUCGCAAGAGAGUCGAUGCUCUGCAUACUCAUCAAACUGUGGAGAUGAAGCGUGUCGACUUGACCAAUGUCGUCAUGCAUGUCAAGGCUCUAGAGUUCCCCGGCAUGGCUGUGGAAGAUGUUUUGGCUGCUACCAUAGAACCGCCUGCCGCUGAACGCGUAACGGCGGCUAUGAAGGAUCUGCAGGUCGUAGGAGCUAUCGAUGAAAACCAGAAUCUAACAUCACUGGGGCGUGUACUGCUUCAGCUUCCGGUGGAGGUGCAGGUUGGUAGAUUGGUGCUAUACGGUAGUUUCUUCCGUUGCCUCGAUCAGGCCUUGACCCUCGCAGCGAUCUUGACAAACCGUGACCCAUUCGUCUCGCCAAUGCACCUCAAGGUUCAAGCGGCGGCGGUGAAAAAUUCAUGGAGCCCGGACGAGUUCAGGUCUGACACUCUUGCCGCCCUGUGUGCAUACAAUGCUUGGUGGGCUCUGCAGAGCAACGGCGAGUACGUGUCCGCUAACAGGUUCUGUUCGGACAACUUCUUGUCCAAGCCGACCCUGCUUCUCAUCGAGAAGAUCAAAAAACAUCUUCUAAGCGCUUUAGAAAAUGUCGGAGUGAUCGAUGUUUCAGGAGGCGGGCGUGUCGAACGGUUUGGAGGAAGAAGAAGAGACGUUGUCGUCCCUCCGGAGCUGAACACGAACGGCAAUUCUCACCCUCUGCUCGCAGCCCUUAUCGCUAUUGCCACGCAGCCCAAUUUCGCCAUCAGGACUGGAGAGAAAACUUUCCGCACCCAACAGGAUAAGAUGACCUUCAUCCACCCGUCCAGUGUAAAUCACCGCAAACGCGAGCUCCCUUCAGCACAGGGUAAUCACUCCGAAAAAAUGCUCAUCGCAUUUGCGGAAAAACGUCAGAACAUAUCUGCAGCCGGCGCAAAUUCGAGCACUGCCCAGAUGUCCCUCGUCACUACAACGAGAUUGGAUCCGAUGACAUAUGUCCUCUUUGGGGCUUAUCGUACUUCUGUUACCGAGCGAGGGCUGGAGUGCGAUGACUGGUUGCCCGUUGUAGGCAAUAUCUACGCGCUGGACGAUAUCCAGCGCCUCAAAACGAUGAUGGAGGGCUGCAUGUUGCGGGUAUUCGAAGGCAUCUUGAUGAACAAACGCCGUCAUUCCCGCACAAAUAUUCCUAUUGCCCCUCGGGAAGAGGAGGAAUCCGGGGACGAGGAAGAUGCUGCGCAGUCCAAGGACUACUCACUCUCGACAAACGAGGUCAAGGAACUUGACUAUCUAACAAGAGACAUCGUCGGGAUAUUGAAUCGAUACGCCGACGAACGCGUUGCGAGUCAGUCGAGGAGUAACUCAAGACCAGCUACUCCGAUGGGGUCGCCUUCUUUUGGUUCGACGCUACUUCCUCCACGCUCGGGUACAUCUACUCCUUACGGUAUACGAUCAGCCUACAGCUCGAGACCAAGCACACCAAGCCGGCUGGGGAGAUCGAUAUAGAUUGUCUCGCCACCGAUUUGUAACAUACACAUGUCCUUCCCCACUCUUACAUGUAAUUUCUCUACCGUCUUAUUACUCUACAGCUCUCUGCCGCAAAUCGACAAGCGGACAUGAACAUUCAUCAUGUCCCCUUAUCGUUAAAAUAAUGAACAUUUAUUGCUAC
Messenger RNA from Heterobasidion irregulare TC 32-1, 2840 nucleotides. RefSeq lists its product as uncharacterized. Gene Ontology annotation, molecular function: RNA binding; ATP binding. Lineage: Eukaryota; Fungi; Basidiomycota; Agaricomycetes; Russulales; Bondarzewiaceae. Bases 17 to 2677 code for a protein of 886 amino acids. The transcript has 2 exons. Gene Ontology annotation, cellular component: intracellular anatomical structure. The record is from RefSeq and is a predicted model, not a curated record.